AUGGUCAAGCAAAACGACGUCAUUGCGAUCAUCGUCAUCGUGCUCUUCAUCGUCCUCGCCGGUGUCGCGUUCGGCAUCUACAGAUUAGUCCACGUCGCUCGCCAGAGCAUGAGUGUGACGUCUGGGUCGAGUAGCAGCAGCAGUGAUGAGAUUGUCGACGACUGA
Colletotrichum gloeosporioides is the source of this 165-nucleotide messenger RNA. RefSeq lists its product as uncharacterized. Bases 1 to 165 code for a protein of 54 amino acids. The record is from RefSeq and is a predicted model, not a curated record. The transcript has a single exon. NCBI's taxonomy places the organism in Eukaryota, Fungi, Ascomycota, Sordariomycetes, Glomerellales, Glomerellaceae.